Penicillium robsamsonii is the source of this 1602-nucleotide messenger RNA. Its product is annotated as major facilitator superfamily domain-containing protein. Gene Ontology annotation, biological process: transmembrane transport. The transcript is spliced from 5 exons. The record is from RefSeq and is a predicted model, not a curated record. Gene Ontology annotation, molecular function: transmembrane transporter activity. The coding region runs from base 1 to 1602 and encodes 533 amino acids. NCBI's taxonomy places the organism in Eukaryota, Fungi, Ascomycota, Eurotiomycetes, Eurotiales, Aspergillaceae.
AUGUUUCCUGACGAUAGCCAUCAUAGAGGCUCAGGGUCACCACCAGGAACUGUUCCCCUAGAGGAUCUCCAGAGAAAUGCUUCAGGUGUGAUUAUCUUACAACCUAAGCCAACAAGGGAUCCAAAUGAUCCGUUAAACUGGAAGAUUUGGGAGAAGUACCUCAAUUUUGGGCUUGUGUUGCUUAUUGGAGCUUCCACCCCCACAUGGGCAUCGAUGAACAUUGAGCUGGGAUAUAGCUAUGAGACCUUGCAAGACAGCUAUGCAGUUGGUUCGGCCGCAUUAUGUAUUGGAGCAUUGUUGUUCAUCCCUACAGCACUCAAAUUUGGUCGACGUCCAAUCUACGUGAUGAGUACACUCUUACAAUUUGGAGUGGCCGUUUGGUUUGCAAAGAUCCAAACGGUAGCUGACUUGAUGCUUGUGAAUGCCUUUUCAUGUCUUCUCGGGGCACUGGCGGAAGUGAUUGUUCAGAUGACGGUGGCUGACAUUUUCUUUGUACACCAAAGAGGCAUGAUGAAUUCAAUUUAUGUCUGGAUAAUGAUUAUUGGGUCUGCACUAGGACCUCUAGCUGCAGGUUAUGUUACAACUUCGCAAGGUUGGCGGUGGGUAUGGUGGUGGAUGGCUAUCCUUUUUGGCAUCAGCUUUGUGCUGUUUCUCUUCUUCUAUGAAGAGACCAAAUUCCUUGGUUGCAUCAACGGCUUGGCCCCAGUCAAUCACCCCCAACGAGAGGAUUCUGCUGGGCCCAGAGGCAAUCUGAAGGGAGAAGAUUUUGAGAAAAACCUAGAUGCAGAAGGUGGCGGAAGGAUAUCCGAAUUAAACACGCCAGAUAUCGACCUAUCCAUAUUACGAAAGACUUACUUGCAGCGACUUUCUCUGUGGUCAUCGUCUCCAGGCUCGCUGAAGCUUUUUCUCCGUCACAUCUACCAACCUCUCAUUGCGACUUUCGCUUUUCCAGCCGCACUCUAUGUCGCAGUGGUAUACGGAAUGUUGACAGCCUUGUGGCAAGUCAUGAUAACUGUGGUGGCUUCAGUUAUGCCCGAGCCACCCUAUAACUUCACCGCCUCGCAGGUCGGCCUUAUGUCCUUGGCCCCCUUCAUUGGAACAACAAUCGGAAGCGUGAUCGUUGCACCUCUGAGCGAUAGGCUAGUUUUAAGACUAGCCAAGAGAAACGGAGGAGUAUACGAACCCGAAAUGCGCCUGUGGAUUUUGCUUGCAUUUUCUCCAUUAGUUCCAGCUGGAACAUUACUCUUUGGAUACAGUCUAGGAAAUGCCCAACCGUGGUACUUUGUUGCCAUCGGUUACGGACUUUAUGGUCUUGCCAUGGGACCUAUCAGUAGCACAUCUUUGACUUAUUUGACUGAUGCCUAUACAAAUAUCGUAGCCGAUUCACUGGCUGGAGUGACUUUUUUUAGGAAUCUUUUUGCAACAAUUUUUGUGUUUGCACUUACACCCUGGACCGCUGCCGUCGGCAUCAGAAACGUGUUUCUUACAAUGGGAAUUAUCAUGUCAAUCGUACUGAUUCCGGGUACGAUUGCUUUUCUCUAUUAUGGGAAGAGCAUCAGAUGCUGGACUACAGAUCGGUAUCGCCGGUGUUCAGCAUUAUAG